GACAAUAUUGUUGAAUUAACGCAAAGGGCGGUUGGGGACAAUUGUCAUCAAAAUCAAAAUGGCGGCGCACAUGGCGCUCUCACGAUUUGCAGUUGUGGGAAAAGUUUGGCCCCAAAUUAUUCGGUUGUCGACAGUUGGUGCUUCUCAGCGACAGCUAAGUACUACAAGCAGCGUCUUUGUCAAAGAUGCUUUCCGGACCACGGAGCAGUCUUGGGUCAAGAGGAUUAUGCGAGGGAGCGGUCCUAGCCAAGACAUAGAUGACUCCUUGGAUGAGGAAGAAAUCGUAGAGGUGGAGCCUCAGUAUAUGGACAUCAUACAGACACCCAAGGCUGCAUUCAUUGAUAAACCGCAAGUUCGACUUAGAAGCUACAAGCCCCCAGAGGACCUCCUAGACAGACUCAAAGACAUCACAUUAGAGGUUGUUCCAGUUGCUACACCAGAAAACUGGACAAAACUAGCAUUGAAGGACAACAGCAUCAAAUAUCAGAUCCUUGUGAAUUGUUUCAAGACCUUCAACCACGAUGUUCCCAAUUUUCUCCUGAGCAAAAUGCACACUAUGGCCGAUGUUGUCACCUUCUACCAGACAGAAGUGAAGGACAAGACCAAAUUUGAUGAACUGAGCACUGUGGAUCUGCCUCCCAAUCUCAAGAUUCAUUGGAAUUACAGCGACGAUUCUCGAUUGGAGCUGUAUGAAGACUAUUUGGAGUAUAUUAAACCCAAGAAGAGUCCCAAACCACCCGAAUGGAAAUAUAGGCCCUCAUGAUGUGUAGAAUUUAAGCUAAUAGUCACUGUACCGCCCCAAACCGCCCUGCCUAUUACUCUCUGUAGCACCCAAAACCGCUCGAGCACAUGGUUUUGUGUAAUCCUAAAUGAAUACACACAAUCAUGUACAUGUGCUAAAGGGUUUACAUGGAUAUUGCUGCUGAAGAUGACUUAUUUUUAAUAAGCAAGGAAGUGAUAUUCGUCUUUUUCAAAAAUUUCUACUGAGCUUGGAUUCACAGAAUUCAU
This is a messenger RNA of Patiria miniata (bat star), 1008 nucleotides long. Its product is annotated as 39S ribosomal protein L50, mitochondrial-like. The coding region runs from base 59 to 763 and encodes 234 amino acids. Lineage: Eukaryota; Metazoa; Echinodermata; Asteroidea; Valvatida; Asterinidae. The transcript is spliced from 4 exons. Gene Ontology annotation, cellular component: mitochondrion; mitochondrial large ribosomal subunit. The record is from RefSeq and is a predicted model, not a curated record.